Messenger RNA from Solea solea (common sole), 3706 nucleotides. Its product is annotated as guanylyl cyclase-activating protein 2-like. Gene Ontology annotation, molecular function: calcium ion binding; calcium sensitive guanylate cyclase activator activity. NCBI's taxonomy places the organism in Eukaryota, Metazoa, Chordata, Actinopteri, Pleuronectiformes, Soleidae. Gene Ontology annotation, cellular component: photoreceptor inner segment; cone photoreceptor outer segment. The record is from RefSeq and is a predicted model, not a curated record. The transcript is spliced from 4 exons. Gene Ontology annotation, biological process: visual perception. Bases 1197 to 1817 code for a protein of 206 amino acids.
GAGACACUACAUAAUUCCUUUGUUAAAUUUACUUGCACCAAAAACUGUAAUACAUAUUUCAGUAAUCACUGAGAAUUUUACAUUUGUUUUUCUGUAAAAUAUGCAUUUUAUGGCUGUUAAAUCUUUGAACCAAUUGUGUUGUUUAAAGACGUACUGUAUACCAUAAUACAUAUUAGAAGUACAUGUCUGGUAGUCUGAAUGUCUGAUUGCUUUAAUAAGCAAAUAUGUCAAUCAUCAAAUCCACAGCUGCCAGUAAUUAAAAUCUAUGUUGUUUUUGUUAGUCUUUUUUUACAGUGUAAAAGGGUUAGGGUUAGGCAUCACUUGUGCUGGGUAAGUUAAGGGACUAGGGAAUGCAUUAUGUCUAUGACAGGGAUCAGCAUCAAGGGACAAUUUUUUUGUAAGCAGUUGAAUUCUGGGCCAAAAUAAUCAUAUCUUCAUCAGGUAAAGUGCCUUCUAACGUCUUCAGUCAGAAACAAAAAACCCACAUUUGCUGUCUUAAGCUAACAAUAAUGUGGACGUUGUCUUUAAUCACCAGCUUGUUACGAAGACAAAUGCGUGUGAGAUAUGUAUUGUUGAUAUUUGUUGUGCAUCAUUUCAAUUUUUAAGAAUUACUACUUGUUCUUCAUUAAGUCUAACAUUUGCGAGUAGUUAUUUUACAUUUGACAUUUACUCCCCAAACCUGGUUGUCCAUGACAACAGCAGUAUUUUAUUUAUUUUUUUCAAACCAAACAUUUAGUUUAAGUUAACUGUCAAUUCUAUUUCAUUUUAUUAUUUUUUUUCAGAUUAAAAUCUAUGAAUUUUUUUUUUGUAAAGAUAAGCAAAUCAUUUCAAAUCAUAUUUGUUAAAUCAUCUGCCGGGCCAGAUACUGAUGUUGGCGGUCCAUUUUUGGCCCACAGGCCACCAAUUGCUGACCACUGCUCUAUGACGUGUCCUCACUAAGAGAUAAAAACAAGAUUGUGUCUGUGUGUGUAUUUUCCAGGUAUUACUCAUGUUGUAGGGACCUAAAUCCUGUUUACAGUCUCUCUCUCUCUCUCUCUCAGUAGUAGCAGUGUUGGCUCACGCUCACACCUACUUGGACGAACCCCUCACUGACUAAAGAUCAUGUGAUCAGCGAGUUCAUAAGCCUGACCUAUGGCUCGUGUCCAGUGCCUCUGUCUGCUGUGAGUGUGAGUGUGACAGUGAGAGCGUGAGGACAGAUGCACCAGUGGCCUGUAGCCACAUUUGGCAGCAGGACAGACACUACUCCAGGGACAAUGGGACAAGAGGAAAGCCACAACGAGGAGAUGGACCUGGUCCAAAUUCAGGAGCUGUGCAUCGUCUUCAUGAAGGAGUGUCCGAGCGGCGCCCUGCACUUGCACGAGCUGAGGAGGAUAUUUGGGGUGUCGAGCACGUCCGCAGAGGAGUCCCUUUACAUCGAGACAGUGUUCCGCACAUUUGACACAAACCAGGACAACGCACUUGAUUUCCUCGAGUAUGUAGCUGCACUUCACCUGAUUUUUCGUGGAAAUCUCGAGGAUCGACUGAAGUGGUCCUUCAAGAUGUACGACAAGGACGGGAACGGGAAGUUGGACAAGCAGGAGGUGAAGCGUCUCAUUAGGAUCCUUUACAAAAUCAAGCUGCAGACAAAUGAUGUCAGCAUGUCUCCGUCUGAGAUCUGUGACAGGAUCUUUGAGCUGGUCGACCAGAAUAAUGACGGUCAGAUCACGUUGUCUGAAUUCAUGGAGGGAGCUCAGAAAGACCAAUGGGUCAUGAACAUGUUAAAGCUGGAUGUCAACGUCACCGGCUGGGUCAACCAGAACUGCCUGAAACAAUCCUGAGCCGUCGGUUCACUGCCCCACACGCGCUUGGCUUGAUGCAGACAUAGACAUCAUGUUGUCGUCGCACCGCUGCGUUUAAACACCACUUUUACUCCGAAAAAGAAUGACACUUGUUUCAUGAUUUUUGACAGACGGUCCAAGGGUCCAGAGUCGUCGCUGUCCGCACGUGGUUUGUGUUGGCACUGAGGUGACGUCUCAAUCACAGGAGACACGUGACUCACACGGAGACAAUCAUAUUGUGUGCGUGUAUUACGAUUACAUGUUUCCUUAUUUAGGAUCAGCACUUUUUAUGUGCAUUUUAUUUUUAUUAUUGCAGUAAAGACAUAUAUUUUGGCUGCAAUUCUUCUGCCACUCCGAUCACACACGUCUGAGUGAAAUGACUGUUCCUUUAUUGUUUAUUAGAGUUGAAGAUUUAAAGUGUUUCAGCAACAGAUCACGGAAUGUCUGGUCACUGUAAGAUGCUGGUAAGGGAAUUAACAGCACCUCAAAUUACAAGUAUGUUCAUUGUAAAAGUCAACAUAAAGUUUCACAAUUUUUUACUGAAAAUCCAUUGUUGCAUUGCGCAGUAAUGAUAAUUAGCAGCAUGUCAAGUUCUCCACUUUUUCCUCACUUUUGUUCUCCCAUCAAUCAGAUUCGUUUAUCUUGGAAGGCUGAGUUUUUUGUUGUUGUUGUUGUUGUUUUACACAAUUAUGCUUUCAACCAUCAGCCAUUUCUGUCUUUUGCAGAAAAUACCAAGUGACAGCUAUUCUCUUCAUUGUUUUGAUUACUGUGUGAUGCAGUUCUAUUGUGCCACAAGUCGGGUUACAAUUUCUUUUGCUGACAAAAUGCAUCCUGGUGGCCAAGAGAAAAGCAAGCAAGACUUCAGUCAAUAUAAAUGUGGAUUUGUCAACCCUGGGAUGAAGAGAUUACCUUGAGUAAUCUGUCACCUACAAAGCUAACGCAUCUGUUUGUUUAUCAGUUUAUAUACAUUUUUCUAAUAUGGGUUUGUAUAUGGAGACAUUUGUGAUUUUUGUUCAUUUGAACACUGAUUCAGGGGUCAGUAUUAAAUGAUGUUGUGAUGCUGUGAUGCUGUGAACAACAACCUGUAGACAUAUGAGAUCACACUCCUGCUCAUGAGACACCAGGAGAAAAAAGGUGUUUUUGAAUCCACUUUGUAAACCAUUCACUGUAAAAACAAAAAGGGAAUUGAUUAGAAAGUAGAGUAUUUACAUAUAGAAUAAUAUAGAAUAUAUAGUUAGCGCAUUAGUACAUGAACGUAGUUACUUUCACCGUUCAGUCCGUCCAUCACCUAAUCAGUGUUCAAGUCAAACAUUUCUGUUCUGUAUUUGUGUCAUGUGUCCUUCAACAGAAUGUUUCAGGGUUUUUUUUCAUUAAAGCACUAGGAAAGAUCUGAAUGUCCUGCUCGUAAAUUGGCUUCAAAAUUAAUCUUCAGCAUCUCAAAAAUCCCCCCCACACACGGAGAGACAUUCACUUUCUGGGUUCACUCAUAUUACUUUAUUGACAGAAAGACACAGCACAAGGUGAGCUGAACUAUUCUGAACUAACCCUUUGUGUUUCAUCUAGGUACCAAUAGCUUUUUUUCUCAGACUCAACAAAAAGGAUUAUUCCAAUCAACCUCUCAAGGCCACAGUCUUUUCAGUUUUCAGGUUUCUCUAUAGUUGCAAAAUACAAUGUAGCUUAUCGGGGGAAAACAUUGAAAAUCUUUUUUUUUUCUCCUUGUAUAUAUUAAAUAAACGUUCAAAUGAUUUUACAAAUUACAAUUUUAAGUUUUUAUUGCAUUUAAUAGUGUGCUGUGCUGGGAAUCGUUUCAGUUGGACUCAUGGAUCAAUUAAAUCAUUCUUUUGGACCAAAGGUCUGACGUCGGUGUGACCUCAGACCUCAACCUUCUU